Phoenix dactylifera (date palm) is the source of this 6338-nucleotide messenger RNA. Lineage: Eukaryota; Viridiplantae; Streptophyta; Magnoliopsida; Arecales; Arecaceae. The record is from RefSeq and is a predicted model, not a curated record.
UCCCUCCUCCCCCCCGUCCUUCUUCGUCUCUCCCCUCGCGUCUUCUCUGCUCCGCCCGGAGUUCGCCCCUCCGCCGAUCGUCCCCCCUACGAAAGGCGAAGGCGCGCGCGCUAGUGGAGCUUCCAAGAACUUGCCACCUUCUUCAUCACCGCUACCGCUGCGUUAUUGCAUCGACACCAAUUCCAUGCAGUACUUUUGAAUACUCAUUUAGAGGAGGAUCAGGGAGAGGAGGGACCCGAGUGACUGGCGAUCGACGCGGUGAUGGAAGGCAAGGAGCUGGCGUCGACGUCGGGGGCACCGGCCCAGGGGCCACUCUCGGGGCCGCAAGGGGGGCUGACACGGCGGCCGUCGAGGAACACCGCCACGAUGACAUUCUCCAUGGAGGUGUUCGAUAAUGAGGUGGUGCCGUCGUCGCUCAGCAGCAUCACGCCCAUCCUCCGCGUCGCCGCCGAGAUCGAACCCGAGCGCCCCCGUGUCGCGUAUCUCUGUCGAUUUUAUGCCUUUGAGAAGGCCCACAGACUGGAUCCCAACUCCAGUGGUCGUGGAGUCCGGCAAUUCAAGACUGCUCUCCUUCAGCGCUUGGAGCGGGACAAUACACCAAGUCUUGCUAAGAGAGUAAAGAAGAGUGAUGCACGAGAAAUUGAGAGCUUUUAUCAACAGUACUACGAGCACUAUGUGCGUGCUCUGGACAGAGGAGAGCAAGCAGAUAGGGUUCAACUUGGAAAAGCUUACCAAACUGCUGGUGUCCUCUUUGAAGUGCUCUGUGCUGUCAACAAGACCGAAAAAGUUGAAGAAGUUGCUCCAGAGAUUAUUGCUGCUGCCAAAGAUGUCCAAGAAAAGAAGGAAAUUUAUGUCCCAUAUAACAUCCUUCCCCUGGAUGCUGCGGGUGCUUCACAAUCCAUUAUGCAACUUGAGGAGAUUAAAGCAGCAGUUGCUGCCCUGCGAAACACAAGAAAUUUAAGCUGGCCAUCUUCCUUUGAGCCGCAACGGCAGAAAGCAGGAGACUUGGAUCUACUUGAUUGGUUGAGAGCUAUGUUUGGGUUUCAGAAAGACAGUGUCAGAAACCAAAGGGAACACUUGAUCUUACUGCUUGCCAAUGUUCAUGCAAGGCUGAAACCUAAACCUGAACCUCUUAACAAGCUCGACGAGCGAGCAGUGGAUGCAGUUAUGAGUAAACUAUUCAAGAAUUACAAAGCAUGGUGUAAAUUCCUGGGACGGAAACACAGUUUACGGCUCCCACAAGGUGGACAACCACAAGAAGUGCAGCAGAGAAAGAUCCUCUACAUGGGUCUGUUUCUUCUUAUAUGGGGUGAAGCUGCCAAUGUUCGCUAUAUGCCAGAAUGCCUAUGCUACAUUUUUCACAAUAUGGCAUAUGAGCUACAUGGUCUGUUGGCCGGAAAUGUCAGCAUUGUGACGGGAGAAAAUAUCAGACCUUCUUAUGGGGGGGACGAUGAGGCCUUUUUGAAAAAAGUAAUCUCUCCUAUAUAUCGUGUCAUCGAGAAGGAAGCCAGUAAAAGCCAGAAUGGAAAAGCCCCUCAUUCAGCUUGGUGUAAUUAUGACGAUCUAAAUGAAUAUUUCUGGUCAGCUGAUUGUUUCUCUUUGGGAUGGCCUAUGCGUGAUGAUGAUGAUUUCUUCAAAUCAAUACGUGAAUCUAGGCGCAUAGUGCAGAUGGGACGUUCAUCCGGGAAAGGUUCUGGCAAAAGUACAGGAAAAUCAAAUUUCGUCGAGACCAGAACAUUUUGGCACAUCUUUAGAAGUUUUGAUCGUAUGUGGACCUUUUAUGCAAUGGCACUACAGGCAAUGGUAAUCUUUGCCUGGAAUUUGUCGAAGGAUGAUCGGAAUGAUAACCCGCAAGAUCUACCACUGAGGUCCAUUUUUCGAAAAGAUAUCCUUUAUUCUUUAUCAAGCAUUUUCAUCACAGCAGCAGCCCUUCGCUUCCUUCAAAGUAUUCUAGACUUUGUUCUGAACUUCCCUGGUUAUCAUAGAUGGAGAUUCACUGAUGUUCUGAGGAACAUUCUGAAGAUUCUAUUUAGUCUUGCAUGGGCGACUGUGCUGCCCUUUUUCUACUUCAAUAAACAAAUUGAUUUACCAAUAAAAAAUCUGACAAAGUGGCUAAAUCAAAUGGAUGGAGCACCUCUAUAUAUCAUGCUUGUUGCACUGUACUUGCUUCCAAAUCUACUGGCAGGUGUACUGUUUAUAUUUCCGAUGCUUCGGCGGUGGAUUGAAAAUUCUGAUUGGCAUGUAGUCCGGCUUCUUUUAUGGUGGUCUCAGCCAAGGAUUUAUGUUGGGCGGGGUAUGCAUGAAAGUCAGGUUGAACUUUUCAAAUAUACUUUAUUCUGGGUGUUGCUGUUGGGUUCCAAGCUUGCGUUCAGUUUCUUUAUCCAGAUAAAACCACUGGUGAGACCAACGAAAGAUAUAAUGGGACUCAAUAAAAAGUAUGCAAUUACCCAUAUUCAGUAUGCCUGGCAUGAAUUUUUUCCUAAUGCUCCAUACAACAUCGGUGCAGUUAUCUCACUUUGGGCCCCCGUGAUCUUGGUGUAUUUCAUGGACACUCAGAUAUGGUAUUCAAUUUUCUCUACCUUAUAUGGUGGUUUUAGUGGAGCAUUCGGCCGUCUUGGAGAGAUACGAACGCUGGGCAUGCUGAGAUCACGAUUCCACUCUUUACCUGGAGCUUUUAAUACAUAUUUGGUUCCAUCUGAGAAGAAGUCUCGCAACAAAGGAUUUUCUUUCUCAAAGCGCUUUUCAGAGGUUUCCGCAAGCAAGAGAACAGAGGCUGCUAAGUUUGCUCAGUUAUGGAAUGAAGUGAUAUGUAGUUUCCGAGAAGAAGACCUUAUCAGUGAUAGGGAAAUGGAUCUGUUGCUGGUUCCUUACUCAUCGGAUCCCAGCCUGAAGCUAAUACAGUGGCCACUAUUCCUGCUAGCUAGCAAGAUACCUAUUGCUCUGGAUAUGGCAGUUCAGUUUCAAUCCAAGGACUCUGAUCUUUGGAAACGUAUCUGUGCUGAUGAGUAUAUGAAAUGUGCUAUUCUAGAAUGCUAUGAGUCUUUCAAACUUGUUCUUAACCUUCUGGUAGUUGGAGAAAAUGAGAAAAGGAUUAUCAGCAUCAUCAUUAAAGAAAUUGAAGCUAACAUUGCAAAGAACACAUUCCUUGCAAAUUUCAGAAUGAGUGCACUACCAACCCUAUGUAAAAAAUUUGUGGAGCUUGUGGGUGUCUUGAAAGAAGGUGAUGCAUCUAAGCGUGAUACUGUUGUAUUCUUGCUGCAAGACAUGCUUGAAGUAGUUACACGUGAUAUGAUGAAAAAUGAGAUUCGUGAGCUGGCUGAGCUUGGUCAUGGUUACAAGGAUUCGGUUCCACGAAGACAACUUUUUGCAGGUGCAGGUUCAAAGCCAGCUAUAUUGUUUCCUCCUGUGGCUACACCACACUGGGAAGAACAGAUUAAACGCCUAUACCUCGUAUUGACUGUAAAAGAAUCUGCCAUAGAGGUGCCUACAAACCUUGAGGCUCGUAGGAGGAUAGCAUUUUUCUCAAAUUCUUUAUUCAUGGAUAUGCCACGUGCACCUAGAGUCCGCAAAAUGCUUUCAUUCAGUGUCUUGACCCCUUACUAUAGUGAGGAGACUGUGUAUUCCAAAAAUGAUCUUGAUCUGGAGAAUGAAGAUGGUGUAUCAAUCAUAUUUUACCUGCAAAAGAUCUUUCCAGAUGAAUGGAACAACUUCAUGGAACGAAUUAACUGCAAAAAAGAAAGUGAGGUUUGGGCAAAUGAGGAGAAUGUCUUACAACUUCGUCAUUGGGCCUCUCUAAGGGGACAAACACUCUGUAGAACAGUUAGGGGUAUGAUGUACUACCGAAGAGCAUUGAAGCUUCAGGCUUUUCUUGACAUGGCUUCUGAAAGCGAAAUAUUAGAAGGAUAUAAAGCAGUUACUGAUGAGGCAGAGGAAGGAAAAAAAAGCCAGCGAUCUCUAUCUGCUCAACUUGAAGCUAUAGCAGACAUGAAAUUCACAUACGUUGCCACUUGUCAAAUCUAUGGCAAUCAAAAACUAUCUGGAGAUCGCCGUGCAACAGACAUUUUGAACUUGAUGGUUAACUAUCCUUCCUUGCGUGUAGCGUAUAUUGAUGAAGUUGAAGAAAGAGAUGGUGACAAGGUACACAAGGUCUAUUAUUCCGUGCUAGUAAAAGCUGUUGAUAAUCGUGACCAGGAAAUAUAUCGUAUAAAGCUGCCGGGAUCGGCAAAGAUAGGUGAAGGAAAACCUGAAAAUCAGAACCACGCAAUAAUCUUUACUCGUGGAGAGGCUCUUCAGACCAUUGAUAUGAAUCAGGAUAACUACUUGGAAGAAGCUCUUAAAAUGCGUAACCUUUUGGAAGAAUUCAAUGAAGAUCAUGGAGUACGUCAACCUACCAUUCUUGGUGUACGUGAGCACAUUUUUACAGGAGGUGUGUCAUCUUUGGCUUGGUUUAUGUCAAACCAGGAGACAAGUUUUGUAACAAUUGGACAAAGGGUCCUUGCAAACCCAUUAAAGGUUCGAUUUCACUAUGGUCAUCCAGAUGUGUUUGAUAGGAUCUUUCAUAUCACUAGAGGUGGCAUUAGCAAGGCUUCUAGGGGGAUCAACUUAAGCGAGGAUAUUUUUGCUGGCUUCAACUCGACAUUAAGGCGUGGAAAUGUCACACACCACGAGUACAUCCAGGUCGGGAAAGGACGAGAUGUUGGGCUUAACCAAAUCUCACUUUUUGAAGCGAAAGUGGCUUGUGGGAAUGGGGAGCAAAUACUCAGCCGAGAUAUCUAUCGCUUGGGCCACCGGUUUGACUUUUUCCGCAUGCUGUCAUGCUACUUCACAACUGUUGGAUUCUACAUCAGCUCAAUGCUGGUUCUUCUUAUAGUCUAUGUUUUCUUGUAUGGAAAACUUUAUUUGUCAUUAAGUGGAUUGGAGAGCGCAAUUAUCAAAAAGGCACGGAUGAGAGGGAACAAUGCUCUCGAGGCAGCCAUGGCAUCUCAGUCCUUAGUCCAAUUAGGUCUCUUCAUGGCCUUACCCAUGGUCAUGGAGAUUGGACUGGAGAGAGGGUUCAGAACUGCCCUUAGUGACUUUAUCAUAAUGCAACUUCAGCUUUGUGCAGUUUUCUUCACAUUCUCUCUGGGAACAAAGGCCCAUUAUUUUGGGCGGACUGUGUUGCAUGGGGGGGCCAAAUACAGGGCCACGGGACGCGGUUUUGUUGUCCGGCAUGUAAAAUUUGCAGAGAAUUACAGAAUGUAUUCAAGGAGUCACUUUGUUAAAGGAACGGAAAUGAUGGCAUUGUUGCUAGUUUACGGGCUAUUUGGAGCUGCUGCGACUGACUCAACGAUUUUCAUGCUUCUCACAGCAUCUAUGUGGUUCCUGGUGGUUUCCUUUUUAUUCGCGCCAUUCCUUUUCAAUCCAUCAGGCUUUGAGUGGCAGAAGAUAGUCGAGGAUUGGGAUGAUUGGACCAAGUGGAUGAGCAGCCAGGGUGGUGUUGGUGUUCCAGCAACCAAAAGUUGGGAGUCUUGGUGGAAUGAAGAGCAGGAACACUUACAGUCCACGGGGUUCUUGGGACGCUUCUGGGAGAUUGUGCUCUCUCUGCGCUUCUUCAUCUUCCAGUAUGGGAUCGUCUAUCAUCUAAAUGUUGCCAACAAUGACAAAAGCAUCAAUGUAUACGGUCUUUCCUGGCUAGUGAUUGUAGCAGCGAUGCUAAUUUUGAAGGUAGAGUCCAUGGGUAGGAAGAAGUUCAGUGCUGAUUUCCAGCUCUUAUUCAGGCUUCUCAAGCUCUUCUUGUUUGUCGGGUCCAUUGGAGCUUUGGGCGGUCUCUUUCGAUUAAAUUUAAAUCUCGGAGACAUCUUCUCCAGUCUCCUUGCCUUCAUGCCAACAGGAUGGGCACUGCUGCAGAUAUCGCAGGCAUGCAGGCCAGUGCUGAAGAAAAUGGGGCUGUGGGGUUCAGUCAAGGCACUAGCGAAGGGAUACGAGUAUGUUAUGGGGUUCCUGAUCUUUGCACCGGUCGCUCUUUUAGCAUGGUUCCCGUUUGUUUCCGAGUUCCAGACUAGGCUGCUCUUCAACCAGGCAUUCAGCAGGGGAUUACAAAUCUCACGUAUCUUAGCUGGUGGAAGAAAACAAAGCUGAAGCACCAAGUGAUGGAGCCAUGAUCUCGCAUAUGGUGGACAGCCAAUGAACUAGAUAAUCAAAUGUAAUUAAACAUUAAUAGCAGAGGGAAAAUUGAAAUUGUGUUAUGAUUCAGCUGAAUGUGAGAAAUUGUAAACGCAGUCAGUCUCUAUAAUCUAACAAAGGAGUCGACCGUGGUGUCGUCAUUCACCAUACUUUUGAAUGUAGUCUUUUUCUCCUUA